Molecule: messenger RNA, 2188 nt
Organism: Protobothrops mucrosquamatus (brown spotted pit viper)
Lineage: Eukaryota; Metazoa; Chordata; Lepidosauria; Squamata; Viperidae
Gene: CA5A
Product: carbonic anhydrase 5A
Exons: 7
Coding region: 1-951 (316 amino acids)
Cellular component (GO): mitochondrion; cytoplasm
Molecular function (GO): carbonate dehydratase activity; zinc ion binding
Source: RefSeq, a predicted model, not a curated record
AUGGCCCGGCUGCUCCUGCCGCUGCUCCGCCGGGCGCCCGCAGCCUUGGCCGGCCAGAGCGGAAGGCGGCGCUGCAGCCUGGGCGCCUGCGCUUCCUACCGCCUCCGGGACGGCGUACACCCUCUCUGGCAGAGCCCAAUCACCAUCCCAGGAGGCAGCCGCCAAUCUCCGAUUAAUAUCCAGUGGAGAGACAGCGUUUAUGACCCUCACCUGAAACCGCUGGAGAUACGUUAUGAUCCAGACACUUGUCUCCACAUGUGGAACAACGGAUACUCCUUCCUGGUUGAGUUUGAGGACUCUGUGGAUAAAUCAAUCAUAACUGGGGGUCCCUUGGAGAACAACUACCGGUUGAAGCAGUUCCAUUUUCACUGGGGAGCCGUCAACGAAUGGGGCUCCGAGCACACCGUGGACUGCAAGGUGUUCCCAGCUGAGCUGCAUUUAGUUCACUGGAAUUGCUGCAAAUUUGGAAGUUUCGAAGAAGCUCUAAUGGACGAAAAUGGUCUGGCUGUCAUUGGGGUAUUUUUGAAGCUUGGAGCCACUCAUAACGGUCUGCAGAAAUUAGUAGAUGCCUUGCCCUCCAUUAAGUACAAGGAUUCUCUGGUUGAACUUGAGGAGUUUGAUCCUUCCUGCUUGUUGCCUUCAUGCCCAGAUUAUUGGACUUAUUCAGGAUCUCUGACCACCCCUCCACUUUCGGAGUCGGUCACCUGGAUCAUCAAGAAGAAAGCAAUUGAGGUCGAUGAAGACCAGCUCGAGGUCUUUCGGAUGCUGCUCUUUACUCCGGCUGGAGAAGACGAGAAGAGGAUGGUGGACAACUUCCGUCCACUACAGCCCAUCAUGGAUCGAACAGUCCGUUCAUCCUUUUCAAAGCACUUCUGGCAGGACAUGGAAAAGGAGGACCAGAUGUUCCAUGCCCCCCAGCAAGUGCCCCUUCGCGACAGUCUGCAGCUUUAAGCAGCUAAAUGUUACCUGUUGCCUGAAAAGUAGUUUAGCAUAAAGCUGGGGCCGAGAGAUUUCCGGUCCUUUGCUCUUCCAGAAGACUGCUCUUUUAGCGUGAGAACCGCUUGGACUCCAGUCUUCUCCCAGUAACAGUUCAAAGCACCAGUUAGGACUCCAAGCCUCACCUCUACUGCCCAGGUGUUUCUCCAUCAGCAGAUGCUCCAUUGCAGGAGCUGCACAGUUGGGCAAGGCCUCUCGGAGGACCCCUAAGGAACCAGGCAAUCUGCAAAGCAGGAUUGUUCACCGAGAGAAGAAAUUUAUACAAUUUGGCAAGGGCAGGCAUUGGUUUUGGGUUUCAAGCUAGUUUGACCCAGAUGCCAGGAUUAUAACAAUCUGAAUUGCCAAUUGUUCUGGGAAUUAUAGUAUUAACGCACCUGAAGGACAUCCUGUUGCAGAAACCUUUUGCAGAUGACCUAAUCCUUAUUUACCUCUAAAGGGUGGUCUAACUUUAUAGCAGCUCCUCUCUUCCCCCAGCAAUUUUCCUGUCUCUGUACAUACAAGAGGCUGUGGUUAUUUGUGAUCUAGGAAACAAGAGGAAAACUUUUUCUGCAUAAAGCAGCAGAUUUGAAUGGAUUUCGGGCUAUGGAACAACCAGGCUCGCUUAGAAGGAAAUACCUAACAUAGGCACCAAAUACGUUACAAGGAAACAUGAUAGGAUCCAUUUCCUGUCCUAAAUAUGUGUACUUACUGAUGCAUAAAGCCUGCCAGAUGUAAAUAUGCAUAUUUUUCAUUCUGUAGCACUUCAAUAGCUUAAAACAAAACAAAAAACUAGAGCCCGCACAGUGCCUAAUCAUGUGGAAGACAAUCAAUCCACUAUCGCAGCUUGCUAAAUCUUCAGUUGGGAUUGGUGAGCACACAGUCAGUGCCAUAACUGAUCAGGGGCAUUCAAAACCGAAGCCUUGGUCAGCCGCAUCAGAGGACUUGUGUGUGAACAAUCUUAACUUGUGUGCAUCGAAGCAGAAACAAAUCAACAGUACUUUAAAAAGUAGACUUACGGCAGCGUGGACUUUCUUGGCCUUUCCGUUUUUCAUAUCAGAGUUUUAUAUCUCCUAAGUCCUUUUUCCUCUACGUGUAAAAGAAUCAUUAUAGGCAGGCUGAGAGAUUGAUGAAUCAAUUCAGCGUUUAUGAAAACGGUGCAGAAAGGAAGUUUAAGCUGUUAGGCAUCUUUAUAAUAAAUAUGAAGUCCUCUCUC